Populus trichocarpa (black cottonwood) is the source of this 1854-nucleotide messenger RNA. Its product is annotated as 3-epi-6-deoxocathasterone 23-monooxygenase CYP90D1. Gene Ontology annotation, biological process: brassinosteroid homeostasis; brassinosteroid biosynthetic process; sterol metabolic process. The coding region runs from base 1 to 1479 and encodes 492 amino acids. The transcript is spliced from 8 exons. The record is from RefSeq and is a predicted model, not a curated record. Gene Ontology annotation, molecular function: iron ion binding; oxidoreductase activity, acting on paired donors, with incorporation or reduction of molecular oxygen, NAD(P)H as one donor, and incorporation of one atom of oxygen; heme binding. NCBI's taxonomy places the organism in Eukaryota, Viridiplantae, Streptophyta, Magnoliopsida, Malpighiales, Salicaceae.
AUGGACAGUUUAUUGUGGAUUUUGUUAGCAAUCUUCUUGUCCUGCAGUAGUACCAUAAUAUUUCUGUACAGGAACAGCAGCUGGUUUAGUAAUAGAAUUAUGACGAUGGUGAUGAUGAUGAUCAAAUCAUCAUCAAUGUACGAAAAAACCUUACUUCCUUUAGGCGCUCUUGGAUGGCCCUUUAUCGGCGAAACCAUCGACUUCGUUUCCUGUGCUUACUCAGACCGCCCUGAAAGCUUCAUGGAUAAACGUCGUCGCAUGUACGGGAAGGUGUUCAAGUCACAUAUAUUUGGAAGUCCUACAAUAGUAUCAACAGAUGCAGAAGUGAGCAAAUUUAUACUACAAAGUGAUGCAAGGUUGUUCGUUCCUUCUUACCCGAAAUCUCUCACUGAGUUGAUGGGAAAAUCUUCAAUUUUGCUCAUCAAUGGGAGCUUACAAAGGAGAAUUCAUGGACUCAUAGGUGCCUUCUUCAAGUCACCUCAUCUCAAAGCUCAAAUCACUCGAGACAUGCAAAGUUAUGUUCAAGAAUCAAUGGAGAAAUGGAGAGAAGACCACCCCAUUUUCAUACAAGAUGAAACCAAGAAUAUAGCCUUUCAAGUGUUGGUCAAGGCAUUGAUUAGUUUGGAUCCUGGUGAAGAAAUGGAGUUGCUAAAAAAACAGUUCCAAGAAUUCAUUGCAGGGCUCAUGUCUUUACCUUUAAAAAACAUUCCUGGAAGCCAACUUUAUCGAUCAUUACAGGCAAAGAAAAAAAUGGUGAAGUUAGUGCAAAAAAUUAUCAAAUCUAAGAGAGAUCAUGGGAUGAUUUCAAUGGUACCAAAAGAUUUAGUGCAAGUGUUGCUUAACGAUGCAAGCGAACAACUAACAGAUGAUUUGAUAGCUGAUAAUAUGAUCGACAUGAUGAUACCUGGCGAAGAUUCAGUCCCAGUCCUUAUGACUCUUGCUGUUAAAUACCUUUCAGACUGCCCUCCUGCGCUACACCAAUUGACGGAGGAGAACAUGAAAUUGAAAAGUCUCAAAGCUCAGCAUGGGGAGCCGAUGUGCUGGAGUGAUUAUUUAUCUCUACCCUUUACACAAACAGUGAUUACAGAAACCCUAAGAAUGGGGAACAUUAUAAUUGGGGUGAUGAGAAAGGCGAUGAAGGACAUAGAGAUUAAAGGGUAUUUGAUACCCAAAGGAUGGUGUGCUUUUGCAUACUUCAGAUCAGUUCAUCUUGAUGAAAACAACUAUGAGUGGCCUUACCAGUUCAAUCCAUGGAGGUGGCAAGACAAGGAUAUGAGCAAUAGUAGCUUCACUCCAUUUGGAGGAGGACAAAGAUUAUGUCCUGGACUUGACUUGGCCAGGCUGGAAGCUUCAAUUUUCUUGCACCACUUUGUCACCCAGUUUAGAUGGGUGGCUGAGGACGAUACUAUUGUAAAUUUCCCUACUGUGAGGAUGAAGAGAAGAAUGCCGAUUUGGGUCAAAAGGAGAGGAGAAAAUUAAGCAGACAUCAUGGGCAAGAAAAAGUUUCAAAGAAACUUGGCAAAGAUACAAAACCCAGCUCGAAAAGACUAGAGAAGAAAGAAUUCAUGCCGUGAGGGACAUCAACAAUCUCACUUAAUUUAUCCUUCUUUUUGUAGGUAUUGCAAUUAUGGACAUUUAGAAAACUGGAGAAUGACUUUUUUUUUUUUAAAUUCUGGUUGGGUCCCAAAAUAUGUAAUAUUUUUUUAUAUUAAGGUCAUUAGUUCUUCCUUUUAUUCUCCCUUAUCUCUUUUUUUUCCAAGUCAACAUCAUGUACAAUAAGAGGUCUCUGGUCAGUGGGUCUAGACAAUGAUUGUGUCCACGGGUUCUUUGUAAGAACAAUAGUUGUCAAUUUAA